This is a messenger RNA of Cucurbita moschata (crookneck pumpkin), 1368 nucleotides long. RefSeq lists its product as uncharacterized. Lineage: Eukaryota; Viridiplantae; Streptophyta; Magnoliopsida; Cucurbitales; Cucurbitaceae. The record is from RefSeq and is a predicted model, not a curated record. Gene Ontology annotation, biological process: endoplasmic reticulum unfolded protein response; protein deubiquitination. The transcript has 5 exons. Bases 182 to 1105 code for a protein of 307 amino acids. Gene Ontology annotation, molecular function: cysteine-type deubiquitinase activity. Gene Ontology annotation, cellular component: nucleus; cytosol.
AUUUCGCCGUUGCAGAUUAUCGAAGAAAAAUCUGCUCUGAAUUUUGUGGGAGAGAGAAAAAAGGAGAGCAGAGAGAGAUAGGGAGAGACACCGGCCGCCGAAGCUCUGAAUAUGGCCGCAUAGGGUCAGCAAAGGGAACACCCUGUCAGCGCUGGAUUGCCUCGAUUGAUGCAAGUGACUGAUGCUUGGAGUACUUUGUGCUCGUUCGAAGCCUUGGAUUCUCGUUUCCCUUUCGAAUUUCUUUCACAGCUCGGCCGCUUACCAUCACCACCACCAGCAGAACCGGUUACUCGUUCAGAGUCCUAUCCAAUUCGAUCGGCGACAGCGCCACCAUUCCAGCGCAUGCAAGCUCGCGGUCGGUGGUGCUGCUUCGAUAUGGCACGCUAUAUUGCCUUCUGGCGCCGGAGGCACUAGCGAUCUCCGUCGUCCGGCGAUUCAUUGCCAUGCGCGCAAAGGGGAGGGCUCUUGGAACGUUGCUUGGGAUGCCCGCCCCGCCCGCUGGCUUCAUCGUCCCGAUUCAGCUUGGCUGCUAUUUGGCGUCUGUGACUGUCUUGCGCCGCUCGAUUGGGUGGAUGCAAAUCAAGAGUCUGUAUCGAUAGAACAGAAGAAGGAAGGGUGUGAAUCGAACGGCAAUGAAUUUAAUCAGGACGAUGAGAACUCACCUGAUUACAGGGUGACAGGCGUGCUAGCGGAUGGUAGGUGUCUGUUUAGGGCAAUCGCUCAUGGAGCUUGCUUGAAGAGUGGGGAAGAAGCACCUGAUGAUGAUCGUCAAACAGAACUCGCUGAUGAAUUAAGGGCUAAGGUCGUGGAUGAGCUUUUAAAGAGGCGGAAGGAAACAGAGUGGUAUAUUGAAGGAGAUUUUGAUGCAUAUGUGAAGAGAAUUCAGCAACCUUUCGUGUGGGGUGGAGAGCCUGAGCUGGUCAUGGCAUCUCAUGUCUUGAAGACACCGAUAUCAGUAUUCAUGAGAGGGAGUAGCUCCGAUGGUCUGAUAAACAUAGCCGAGUAUGGUCAGGAGUAUCAGAAGGGUGAAGAAAGUCCUAUCAACGUGCUGUUUCAUGGGUACGGUCACUAUGACAUUCUGGAGACCUCAUCAGUCAAAAGUUAACUGAAGCUGAGCGUGUAGAAAUCGAAAAUGGCUUUCAAUCUCGAGUCAGGACAGACAAGUCAUUCUCAUUAGGAGUAGUAGACAACUUUCUCCAAAAGUUGAAUAAACUGCCUUAAUUUCAAUAAUGAUUGGCACCAGCAACCUUAUUUCAUCCGACUCGCUUGUACAAGUUUUGUAGGUAAUUGAUUUUCCAUUAUGCUUUUUGAAUUCAAAAAAUUGUGUAGACUUCAACUUGAUAAUGCAAUUCUGGGUGUUCUGGUGCA